Messenger RNA from Rhea pennata, 2723 nucleotides. It is a transcript of the gene INCENP, whose product is annotated as inner centromere protein. Gene Ontology annotation, cellular component: midbody; kinetochore; nucleus. Lineage: Eukaryota; Metazoa; Chordata; Aves; Rheiformes; Rheidae. The record is from RefSeq and is a predicted model, not a curated record. The coding region runs from base 1 to 2643 and encodes 880 amino acids. The transcript has 17 exons. Gene Ontology annotation, biological process: meiotic spindle midzone assembly; mitotic cytokinesis; metaphase chromosome alignment.
AUGGCGGCGGCGGCGGCGGCGACAACAACGACAAAGGGCCCGGUGCAGCUGCCGGCGCUGUGUAACUGGCGGCUGGCGGAGUUCCUGCGGCAGGUGGAUGACACGGACCUGGUGUGGCUGCGCGAGAUCCGCGAGGAGGCGGCCAGGAUGUUCAGCAGCCACUACAGCGACGAGCCGGAGCUGAUGCCCAAGACGCCGUCGCAGCGGAACCGGCAGAGGAGGAAGCGCCUGUCCGUCCUGCAAGACGAGACCCAGGAGCUGGGCAGGAAGAGAUUAUCUAGACGGCGGAAAAGCAGCAUCAAACCAGCACCCUCCAAGCGAUAUUCUCAAAGACUUCAAAAUAAAGAAAACUUAGAACUAAUCAGGGCUGUGGCUGAAGAAGUCUCCCCAUCUCAGCAACUGACAAGAUCCCAGAGGGCAACGCCUGCUAAGUGCUCAGAAGCCCCUGCUGAGUCCCUGCCUUCUAUCCAGACAGUAGAAGGGAAAAUUCCUUUAGUAGAAAUUAGUGUCAGUGAUCGCAUCAGUGCUGAGUUACACGUGCAGAAGAGUGUAUCUAAAUCAGCAGAGAAGGUCUCCACAACCAUCCUAUUGCACCCAAAUGAUGCUUCUCCAAAGGAAAGCAGUGCUGCAAAAUUGCAGCCUGUGCUUGCAGCCUCUAUGUUGGCGGUGCCUCAUACCCCUGAGGCAAAAGACACAGGAGAAAGCAGGAGUGCAUCUAAGUUGAAGAUUGCAAAUGCAGCUGAUACUACAGUCACUGUAAAUGAAGAGCAUAAGGUGGAGGAGGUAGAUGUCUCUUCUCAGGUACCAGAGCAUAAUGAGGAGCCUGAGAAGGAGCUUCCCCGAUGUAUAAGGGAUAGUCCAGGGACUCCUACAGGCUCUAGGUUGAGCCGUCGCUCGGUGCGCAGAAGUCUGAUGGGUAGGCCUUCCAUGAUUCGCAGGACCUCGUUGGCAGAGAAAUACUCACUAGCCAGCAAAAGGGAAAGUAUGAUCCGGAAAUCUGUCAGCAGGACAAUGGUUAAGAGGAAGGCAGCUCAAAAGACAUCUGUGUCCUCCAGUCGCAUGAACUGUCCUAGGUCUGGAGAAGUGCCAGUGGAUGAAGAAACAGUUUUCAAAACUGGACCUCACUCUGGACCUUGUACCCCCUCAAAGUUGAAUCUCCAAAGUCCAAGAACGUCACUUCACACUCAAAAUCUCAGCAGAAAUGAACAGCUGGAGGAGACUAACAACAAAGAAAGUAACUUAAAUAAGAAUGAAGAAACCCAGGAACCACCCCAGAGUGCCAGGAGAAAGCCAAGUUACAAAAGAGCUGUGGAUCAACGCUAUGACAAUCAGCAAGCAGAAGAUGGAGGGCUUUCUCCUCCAAGAAGAAAGACCCCAUCCCCUCCCUGUCCAGCCAGUAAAGUUGUACGUCCUUUCAAAACAUUUUUGCACACUGUGCAGAAGAACCAACUCCUUAUGACCCCAAGUUCUGUGGGGAGAAAUGGUGUAAUGAAAUCUUUUAUCAGGUACAACACUCCUCUCCAAACUGAUCCUAAGGAAAAGGAGAGGCAGAAGCUAGAGACACUGAGGAAAAAGCAAGAGGCUGAACAGCUGAGAAAACAGAAAUUGGAAGAAGAAAAGAAGCGGCGAUUAGAAGAGGCAAAGCUGAAACGUGAAGAGCGUCUGCGCAAAGUGUUACAAGCUCGGGAACGGGCAGAGCAAAUGGAGGAAGAGAGGAAAAGGCGCAUUGAGCAGAAGAUAGCUCUGUUUGAUGAAAAGACUGAGAAGGUGCGGGAAGAAAGGUUGGCAGAAGAAAAAAUCAAAAAGAAAGCAGCUGCCAAGAAAAUGGAAGACGCAGAGGCCCGACGCAGGCAUGAUGAGGAGGCCAGAAAACAAAAAGCACUGCAACAGGAGGAGGAGGAACGUCGGCACAGAGAGCUAAUGCAGAAGAAGAAGGAAGAAGAGCAGGAACGUGCCAGGAAGAUUGCUGAGCAGAGGCAAGCAGAACAAGAGAGAGAGAAGCAGCUGGCUGCAGAGAGGGAGCUGGAGAAGAAGAAGGAGCAGGAGAGGAUCCAGGCAGAAAAGCAACGUGAACAGCAGGAGAAGGCUGCUCGCCUACAGAAGGAGGUGUUGGCUGCUAAAGAACAGCUCCACAAGGAGGUGGAGAAGAAAGAACAGGAGGAGCAGUGGCUAGCAGAGAAGAAGAGGCAGGAGCAAGAAGACAAGACACUGCCAGAGGAACAAAAGACUAAAGAUGUAGCCCAAACACAGCACCUAGAAAAGAAAGAGAAUUCUCCUGUAUGCAAUUCGUACCAGAUGACUCCACAGGCCCUGAAAGGGCCUAAACCCCCCAAGAUAAAUCCAAAUAACUAUGGAAUGGAUCUGAAUAGUGAUGACUCUACAGAUGAUGAAAGCCAGCCCCGAAAGCCCAUUCCUGCCUGGGCUAGUGGGAAUCAGCUUAGUCAAGCUGUAAUCCGCCAGUACUACAACCCACCCAAUGUUGAUGCACUCUUUGGGGCGAUUGCAAGCCCUAAGCUGGAGGACAUCUUCUACAAAAGCAAACCACGCUACUUCAAGCGCACAAGCUCUGCUGUCUGGAAUUCCCCACCGUUUGCAGGUGCCAAAUCAGUUCUUGGUCUGCCGUACUGCCUGAAAAAGUACUGAGGUGGGCAGUGACUGUCUCUUGUGGAAUAGUGGCUAUGCAUUUCUGUAUCUAGGUGAGGGGAGAAAAGUUACUAUUCAGU